AUGUCGUGGAAGAGGAACUACUUUGCGUCGGGCAGCGGAGGAAGAGGAGGAAGAGGAGGAGGAGGGGGGAUGCCGGGAAUGUUGACGCCUCGCACCAUGACGUCCAUCGCUCCCAGUAAAGGUCUGAGCAACGAACCGGGACAGAACAGCUGCUUCCUGAACAGCGCCCUGCAGGUUUUGUGGCAUCUCGAUAUUUUCCGUCGUAGUUUCCGUCAGCUGACUACUCAUAAGUGUAUGGAGGACUCCUGCAUCUUCUGCGCUCUGAAGGUGAGUCUGUGUGUGUUUCAGUACAGCAGUGAGAAGGUUUUACCGUCAGACGCUCUCCGCAGCGCGCUCGCUAAAACCUUCCAGGACGAGCAGCGAUUCCAGCUGGGCAUCAUGGACGAUGCUGCAGAGUGCUUCGAAAACAUCCUGAUGAGGAUUCACUUCCACAUCUCAGACGAGACUAAAGAAGACAUCUGCACAGCGAGACACUGCAUCCCGCACCAGAAGUUCGCCAUGACGCUCUUUGAACAGUGUGUUUGCAGCAGCUGUGGAGCUUCAUCAGAUCCGCUGCCUUUCAUUCAGAUGGUUCACUACAUCUCCACCACCUCGCUGUGUAACCAGGCGGUGAAGAUGUUGGAGACCAGAGAAAAGGCGACUCCCGGCAUGUUUGGCGAGCUGCUCCGAAACGCCAGCAUGGGAGACCUCCGCAGCUGUCCUAGUCAGUGCGGUCAGCAGCUCCGGAUGGCUCGUGUCCUCCUCAACAGUCCAGAGAUCAUCACCAUCGGUCUGGUUUGGGACUCGGACCACUCGGACCUCGCGGAGGACGUCAUACAUACUCUGGGAACCUGCCUGCGUCUCGGGGAUUUGUUUUACCGGGUGACGGAGGAGAAGGCCCGUCAGUCGGAGCUCUACCUGGUCGGCAUGGUGUGUUACUACGGGAAACAUUACUCCACCUUCUUCUUCCAGACGAAGAUCAGACGAUGGAUGUACUUUGACGACGCACACGUGAAGGAGAUCGGCCCCAAGUGGAAGGACGUGGUUUCCCGCUGCAUUAAAGGUCACUACCAGCCUCUGCUGCUGCUGUACGCCGACCCCCGGGGCACGCCGGUGUCAGCACAGGACCUGCCCCCCCGACUCGACCUCCACCACCUCAACAAGGCCGGCUACGACAGCGAAGACUCGGGCCGCGAGCCGUCCAUCUCCAGCGACACUCGCACUGAUUCGUCGACGGAGAGCUACUCGUACCGACAGCCCUCCCACUCCCACCAUGAGUCCCUGGCCAGUCACUACUCCUCCGACUCCCAGGGAACCGUCAUCUGCAUCGACCCCCCCGACCGACCGCUGCACGCCUCGCUCUGCAGCCUGGAUACCGUAGGUGGGUCAACAGCCAAUCACAAAGGCCACGUGACGGACGCGGAGCAGCACCAGUCUCUGAGGAGGGGAGGCGGGGCCAGAGAUAAGAGGCGGAGCUCUAGUCGCCCCCGACGAUCUAAACCCGACAACGAAGCCUCGUCGGCCGGUUACCACAGCGAGGGAGAAACGUUAAAGGAGCAGCAGGUUCCUCGUCACCUCCCCAAACCUUCCUCCUCCUCCUCCUCCUCCUUCUCCUCCACCAGCCGCCUGCGUGACUUCAAAGAGACGAUGAGCAACAUCAUCCACAGCCGCUCCCUCUCCUCCUCCUCCUCCUCCUCUUUACCGGCUGCAGUCCUCUCCUCUGAAAUCACCUCCUCCUCCUCCUCCUCCUCUAACAACCACCACCACCCAGCCUCCUCCACCUCCACCGCAGCCACCACCACCACCUCCUCCUCCUCCUCCAGUAAACCUCAGGACUGGGAGGCCGAGAGCACCAGCAGCGAGUCUAAAUCCAGCUCCUCAGGAGGCGCGGGGGGGAGGUGCCGGCCGGCGUGGAGGCCUCGGAGGGAGGUGCUGAACAUCGACAGCAUCUUCACGCGGCGCAGGCAGGCGGGUUACAGCCCCCUCGACGCCUCCCUGCCCGACGACGGAGGAGCCUCGGGGGGAGCGGGCGCCUCCUCCCUCUCGGCCCAGCAGGAGGCGCCGCCGGUCAGACCCGGCUCCUCCUGGACUCUCCCCUCGUCCUCAUCCUCGGCCGCCCACAGAGCAGGAGGAGGAGUCAGAGCAGGAGUAGCGGACCUGCCUCCUCCUCCUCCUCCUCCUCCCAGGCUGAUCCAGAGGAUGGAGAGCGGCUACGAGAGCAGCGAGAGGAACAGCAGCAGCCCCGUCAGCCUGGACCUGAACCACAACGACAGGGAGGGAGCUGCAAAGAAGCCUUCAUCCUCCUCCUCCUCCUCAUCAGGCCCGUCAUGGAGGAACAUCCGGUCGAAGAGCAGCGGCGCUCUGCUGCAGGAGAGCAGCUCCACCAAGACAGCACAGUGGCCUGCUGGUAAAUCAGAAACAGACAAACUGGAAACGGUCGAGAUGAGAAGAGCAUUUAAGAAAAAGCGUCAAAUAUCAAAAUCAAAGGAAACGAAACAUCGAGACGAGACAAAGACGGACGGGCCGAGCUUCAAAAGAACUAAACUGCGGCCGGCGGCUGAGGGCGGUACUCACAACCGUGUGCAGCGCUGCAUGAGGAGAGCUCGCAGCCUGCAGCAACGCAUGCAACUGCAGCAGCAGCACGACUCCGAGGCAGGAUAUGGUGACAUCACUUACGACAUGGUGACUUUACUUACGAUACUGGUGAUGUUACUGGUGGAGCUACUGGUGAUGUUACUGGUGGAGUUACUAGUGGAGCUACUGGUGGAGUUACUGGUGGUGUUACUGGUGAUGUUACUGGUGGUAUUACUGGUGGUGUUACUGGUGGAGCUACUGGUGGUGUUACUGGUGGAGCUACUGGUGGUGUUACUGGUGGAGCUACUGGUGGUAUUACUGGUGGAGCUACUGGUGGUGUUACUGGUGGAGCUACUGGUGGUGUUACUGGUGGAGCUGCUGGUGGAGUUACUGGUGGAGUUACUGGUGGAGUUACUGGUGGUGUUACUGGUGAAGCUACCGGUGGUGGUACUGGUGAUGUUACUAGUGGAGCUACUGGUGGUGGUACUGUUGGUGGUACUGGUGAUGUUACAGGUGGAGGUUCUACUGGAGUUACUGGUGGAGUUACUGGUGGUGUUACUGGUGGAGCUACUACUGGUGUUACUGGUGGAGCUACUACUGGUGUUACUGGUGGAGCUACUACUGGACUUACUGGUGGUGUUACUGGUGGAGCUACUACUGGUGUUACUGGUGGAGCUACUACUGGAGCUACAGGUGGUGUUACUGGUGGUGUUACUGGUGGAGCUACUACUGGUGUUACUGGUGGUAUUACUGAUGGAGCUACUGGUGGAGCUACUACUGGUGUUACUGGUGGAGCUACUACUGGAGCUACAGGUGGUGUUACUGGUGGUGUUACUGGUGGAGCUACUACUGGUGUUACUGGUGGAGCUACUACUGGUGUUACUGGUGGUGUUACUGGUGGAGCUACUGGUGGUGUUACUGGUGGAGCUACUGGUGGUAUUACUGGUGGAGCUACUGGUGGUGUUACUGGUGGAGCUACUGGUGGUGUUACUGGUGGAGCUGCUGGUGGAGUUACUGGUGGAGUUACUGGUGGUGUUACUGGUGAAGCUACCGGUGGUGGUACUGGUGAUGUUACUAGUGGAGCUACUGGUGGUGGUACUGGUGGUGGUACUGGUGAUGUUACAGGUGGAGGUUCUACUGGAGUUACUGGUGGAGUUACUGGUGGUGUUACUGGUGGAGCUACUACUGGUGUUACUGGUGGAGCUACUACUGGUGUUACUGGUGGAGCUACUACUGGAGUUACUGGUGGUGUUACUGGUGGAGCUACUACUGGUGUUACUGGUGGAGCUACUACUGGAGCUACAGGUGGUGUUACUGGUGGUGUUACUGGUGGAGCUACUACUGGUGUUACUGGUGGUAUUACUGAUGGAGCUACUGGUGGAGCUACUACUGGUGUUACUGGUGGAGCUACUACUGGAGCUACAGGUGGUGUUACUGGUGGUGUUACUGGUGGAGCUACUACUGGUGUUACUGGUGGAGCUACUACUGGUGUUACUGGUGGAGCUACAGGUGGUGUUACUGGUGGUGUUACUGGUGGUGUUACAACUGGGCGACCAAUCAGCUGCCAGGCAGGACCAGCAGGACCUGCCUCCUCCCCCCCUCCCUGACUCCGCCUCUCACCUCGUGGCCCCUUCAGGUUCACCCGGGGAGGACCGUAGAGCCCGGGGCCCCUGCUCUGGCAUUGGGAAACCCCUCGCCAACGCCAGGUCCCUGCCUGCUCUGAGCGUGGACACCUGGGAGCAUGGACCACCAUCACCUGUCGAUGGGUGUCACCUGAUGGAGGUGGAGUCGUAUUACAGCAGACACCCACAGCCCAUACCCCCACCCAGGGUAUCCCCACCCCCCCCCACCUACCCAACGAGGAACUGGUCCUGUUUACAGAUGAGCCCCCCGAUGCUGUCGAUUCACCAGUCAGCUUACCACUUUACCCCCCCCCCAGACUCUGCCUCGAUCCCUCACCCCCCCCCAGGCCGUGUCACAACCACCUCGCCGCCCCCCAGGCCGUGUCCACACCCACCUCGCCUCCCCCUAGGCCGGGUCACACCGCCUUGCCCCCCCCCUCCCAUUCAGGACUACAGAGCAGCACUGCCGGUGGAGCGCUCCGAGAACGUCAACAGAUACUACGGCUCCCAGAAUGCAUCAGACGUGGGGGGAGGGGAGUUAGGGGGCGGGGAGGCGGAGCUUGGCGAGGAGCUGUCGGAGCUGGACUCGCUGUACCAGGCCAGUCUGUUGGCUCCCAGCAUGCACCGGGGCAGCCGCGGAGUCAGCCCGCAGCCAACCAGCAACAAAGCAGGUGUGAGGAGGAUGCUGUCAGGAUCUGGACGCUCUAAAACCCCGACGGCAGAGAUCGAGAGACACGCAUACAGAACACCUGUGAAGGUAAACAGCUGUACGUCGGCUGAAGACGAGAGCUACAGCGCAGAGAACCUGCGACGUAUCGCUCGCAGUCUGAGUGGAACCGUCAUCGGGUCUCGAGCCCAAAACCUCAGCUCCUCCACAGCUUUGACUCCUCUGUAUCCAGACCCUCCCUCAGACACUCCUCCUCCUCCUCCUCCUCCUCCACUCUCCCCCGUCGCCCCAGCACCUCCUCCCUGCACCUCCCCUCUGCCUCCUCCACCCCCUUCAUCCCAGAUCACCCCCACCACUCCUCCACCUCCUCCUCCACAGCACCUCCACCCCCCCCUGCAGACAUCACGGCCCCCCAGCUCCAGCUGCUCCUCCUGGGGACACUCAGGUAACACCGGCUGGCCAUUCACCUCCACCGUCACCUCCACCUUCCACCAAACCCACCGUCACCACGGAAACCACAAAACCCAGCGAAGUGAAGGCGUCCACAACGUGGCGAUGAGUUACGGCACGCUGCCUCGCGCUCCUCGCAGAGCUCCUCACCCCUCCUCCUUCUCCUCCUCCACCUCCUCCUUCUCCUCCACCUCCUCCCUCCCCCGGCCCAGAGCCAGCUCCACUCCCGCCCCCCCACUGGGUCCUCAGAGCAUCUACGCCACCCUGACGCACCCCCGCCGCUCUGCCGCCAACAAUCACUACCGCCAACCGUUGCCGGGGGAGACGCCCACCCAGCCGCUGCGCCUGGACGUCCCGCCGGAGGGCGACUGGCGGCGCGACGCAGACUACAGGACUGUGAGCUCCACCUGGGACUCCCGCUCCUCCCGCCUCCAUCAGUUCCUGCAGAGGAGCAAGCCGCCCCCCCCCGCCCGGCUCCACAGGACCCCCCCCCUCUGCUCGCUGUGCCAGCAGCUUCCUGCGCAGCCACCGCGCCCCUACUGCCCGUCCUGCAGCGCCUACGUGGCUCGAUUCCACCCAGCCAGCUGA
Messenger RNA from Scomber japonicus (chub mackerel), 5880 nucleotides. Its product is annotated as inactive ubiquitin carboxyl-terminal hydrolase 54-like. NCBI's taxonomy places the organism in Eukaryota, Metazoa, Chordata, Actinopteri, Scombriformes, Scombridae. The record is from RefSeq and is a predicted model, not a curated record. Gene Ontology annotation, molecular function: cysteine-type deubiquitinase activity. Gene Ontology annotation, biological process: transmembrane transport; protein deubiquitination. Gene Ontology annotation, cellular component: membrane.